AUGGCAUCUUUCCAGCCAACGGAGGAAGAUGUUGAGACCUUCUUGAGCAUGGUCCCUGAUCUAAGUCGCGCACAAGUGAUUGCAAGGCUUAAGGGAAACAACAACAACGUUGAUCAAGCCGUGAACGAAUACUUCGACAACCUAGGUGGUCCUAAUAAGUACGAAUGGGACGAAGGCGCAUUCCAGGCUGAUCGAAAUGGGCUGUCGAAUACCCAUGGCCCAGAAUUCAAUGUCCAAUCUGCGGACGAUACAGGACCCUUUGGAGGACGUUUCGACGGAGGCCUAUCAAGACCACCCUCCAGGAUAAGCAAUACCAGGUUUCCCGCCGAUACUUCAACAUACGAUGAAGGGGACAGGGAUCUACAUGAAGCACUCGCUGCCUCGAGGGCGGAGGCAGGCCUACCGCCCCAGGAUACUGGGGUUAUAAGUACAGAUCAGCCAUUCUUCGGUCCUGCAAAUCGCAGCCAGUAUGAGCCAGGCAAAUGGGAUUUAGUUCCCACAGGGAGAACUUAUGCUCAAGAAAUCCUGCUAGACCCUGAACCUGCGGAACGAAAACGGGAGCCUGAUGCGCCUGCAUUCCUCAAGCCAAGUGUCGAAGAUCAUCGUCUCGGAGCCCUGUUGACGAUCUACCAUGAGAUACCCAUUGUGCGAGAAAUAUUUCUAGAUCGCAAAAAUGUCGUCUCCAAUUAUGGUAGUGGUAAUGAGUGGUGGACUGGGAAAGCGAUCGAGCUCCCAACAAUGAACGGACCCGCGGAUCCUGGCAGCGAACUUAGACAAGAGAUGCAACGCCUCAUGGCGUUCUUAGACAAGACAGAUCGGAGCUAUGGCUCUGCUGAUGCUUUAGCAAACUUACCUGCCGUCAAGGAGCAGCAGCGACAUGCAUUCGGGGAUGGGGUUGAAGUUGCUGUUUUAAAGGCCUAUCGUGAGCUUCUGGAGGAUUCUGAUUCUGUGGGCGCGAUCAAAAAGCUUUUCAGCAUAGGUGUGGAUGGCCCUCAACAGACGAAUUUUGAAGAGUUUGCCAUACUCAGACUUGAUCUACCUCCAAAGAACUCAGAGCUGGAGACAAUCUACGAUAUCGCGGAUGCAACACUGUGGAACCUUGGGCCGCUUGAGCCGCUUGAGCUCUCCAACAGCCCAUAUCUAAGUCAUAUUGCCGAUGUCAUUGUCUUCCAGCUCGAUGGAGACUCGUCCAGUAAAGGCGUUGAAGUACCAGCUGUGUGGUAUCCUGACCGCUAUCUGGAAUCUGGCAGACAGGCUGCUCUUGACAUGCGGCUUAGAAAGAGUGAUAUCAAGGAGGCGCUACGUAGGAUAGAGAUUAUGGAGGAAAGCUUGACGAAUUAUACCAUCCCCGGGAAAAAGACGGUCAAAGUCCAAGACUUAUUUAGAGCCACUCUGCAACAUGAUGCGGAAGAAAUCAAGGAUGACGCUGGCCUUGAUCAAACAGGUGACAACCUUGAAGGAAUACCAUCUACUCAAAAAUCUCCCAUGACGAAGAACCUCUCCUCAGAAAUUCGCAAGCUUAUGAAAAGCAUCGAUCGGAAGCUCCUAUCUCUGAAUGAAGAAAAGGAGAAGGCAAGAGAUGCACUGCGACAGUUGUCUAAGCUUUACACUCAGCCUUCGGAUGACCCAACCCAGCCGCCCCUCCACAAGUACACUCUUCGUGGUGUCAGCACUAGCAAAAGCACGAUGUACAUUUGCACACAGGCGGAAUCCAAUCUCAUAGACCUAGAUAUCAAAGGUGAUGAUUCAAGGCCGAAAGGCGACCAAUGGUGGAGGAUAAGCUAUGCAUCAUCAGGAACGAAUCCUAUUACUGUAGAGAAAACGACAGAAGAGACGGUUCUUGAAGCGGCAAGAACCUACAAGAGCGAAGAUAAAUUCUCACUGCUUGUCUAUGCGAGUGAUAAAGCCAUGUCAUGGGAGCGCCAACCAUUGCCAAAGGCCCUUGAGACCUUUGUCCGUUACGACAAUGCCUUGUUUAGGUCAGAGUUCCCGAACGAGGUUACUUCGCCUAAAUCCCCAGGCAAACGCAAAUUCGAUUCCUCAUCAGACGAGUCUUCGGAAUCUGCCAAAUGGAGCGGUGGAGUCAGCGUCAAGGGGGGUGAGAACGGCGUAAAUGUUAUUGAGAGGGAAAUUGGGGGAUCAGAGCCCGAAGAUGGUGGAGCUCAUGCGAAUAGGAACGAGCGACACGAAGUGUUCAUCGGCGUUGAUCCAUCAACCCACGCCAAAGCCGAGGGCUCAUCUGCACGACAAGAGAUGCAGGAACGGGGUAGCAUGCGCAUGCUAUCUGGCAGAAUUAUAGGAAGUGCGGAGAAUGCAACCACUGUGGAUAGUAUGGACUUGGAUCCAGUGGUCGAAGAUGACCAUGUGGCAGAGGAGAGCGGGGCGGUCAAGCACGCUGGAUCUAGCGCAUGA
Molecule: messenger RNA, 2412 nt
Organism: Amorphotheca resinae ATCC 22711
Lineage: Eukaryota; Fungi; Ascomycota; Leotiomycetes; Helotiales; Amorphothecaceae
Exons: 8
Coding region: 1-2412 (803 amino acids)
Biological process (GO): protein deubiquitination
Cellular component (GO): nucleus; cytosol
Molecular function (GO): ubiquitin binding
Source: RefSeq, a predicted model, not a curated record